GCGCUCCGGCCGGUGAUUGGCUGGAGGGCUUGUUAACUAUUCAUAAGGGGGCGGGCCGAGCAGGGCGGCCUUUGUUAAGCAGCGAAGGCGCGGCCGCGGGGACUCUGCUGCCUGCUUCUCCGAGCGGGGCUGGGCGACCAGAGCGGGUCGAGAUGUCCUACAUCCCGGGCCAGCCGGUCACCGCCGUGGUGCAAAGAGUUGAAAUUCACAAGCUGCGUCAAGGUGAGAACUUAAUCCUGGGCUUCAGCAUUGGAGGUGGAAUCGACCAGGAUCCUUCCCAGAAUCCCUUUUCGGAAGACAAGACAGACAAGGGCAUUUAUGUCACACGGGUGUCGGAAGGAGGCCCUGCUGAGAUCGCCGGGCUGCAGAUUGGGGACAAGAUCAUGCAGGUGAACGGCUGGGACAUGACCAUGGUCACACACGACCAGGCCCGGAAGCGGCUCACCAAGCGCUCGGAGGAGGUGGUGCGCCUGCUGGUGACGCGGCAGUCCCUGCAGAAGGCCGUGCAGCAGUCCAUGCUGUCCUAGCAGCCGCCAUCGCCCGCGACUCACGCCUGCUGUCUCUGAACAGUAACACCACUUCCGCACCCGGUCCCCAUCCUGGCUUCUGCUGAGCGCUGGGCCUCAGCUCAGAAGGGCAACAGCUGAUCCCAGAGGCCCAUCCCUGGCCUGGGGCCUCUGGGACCAGCUUUCUUCCCUGGACACGCCUGGAGCUGAGUGGUAGCUGGUCUGCUGUGACCACAGGUUCAGGCCCGACCCUGUUGCCCAGCCACAGCAGUGGGUGGGCGAGUGGGAAGCACCUCCUCUUGGGAGCCGCCAAAGCUGGGAAAUGCAAGGUGGGGGGGGCUUUCCCACUUUGUCCAGGCUGCAGAGCUCGGCUCUUCCUCUGCCUGUGUGCCCACCUCUACCCGACA
Messenger RNA from Cebus imitator (Panamanian white-faced capuchin), 913 nucleotides. RefSeq names its product Tax1 binding protein 3 (gene TAX1BP3). Gene Ontology annotation, molecular function: protein binding. The transcript is spliced from 4 exons. Lineage: Eukaryota; Metazoa; Chordata; Mammalia; Primates; Cebidae. The record is from RefSeq and is a predicted model, not a curated record. Gene Ontology annotation, cellular component: postsynaptic density; adherens junction; postsynaptic membrane. Gene Ontology annotation, biological process: neurotransmitter receptor transport, endosome to postsynaptic membrane; neurotransmitter receptor transport postsynaptic membrane to endosome. Bases 153 to 527 code for a protein of 124 amino acids.